GGGAAGCACCCUCCCGGCCCGGGGGCCAGGUAGACUUUGACGUCAGGAUGUCUGUCGUCGUUUUGACGUGCAAAACGCUCAUUUCCAUUCCGGAGACCGAGGGGUCUGGGCGGCCGCGCGGAGCCGGGCAGCCGCGCAGCACCGAUCCGUGCCGCGCCGAGCCGAGCCGUGCCAAGCCGUGCCGAUCCGAGCCGAUCCGAGCCCCGCCGCCCUUCCCAGGCGCUCGCCUAGCAACGCCGGCCCGCUGCGGCCAUGGACGGGCUCCGUUGGUGCGGGCGCUGCGCGGCCCUGGCGCUGCUGGCCGCCUGCUGCCUGCCCCGCGGCGGCGGCGCCGGGCGGCAAUUCCUCAACGAGUGGGCGGCCGAGGUCCCGGCGGGCCCCGACGCCGCCAGGGACAUCGCCGAGGAGCUGGGCUACGACCUCGUGGGGCAGAUUGGAUCACUCAAAAAUCACUACCUAUUCAGACAUAAAAGCCAUCCAAGACGAUCUCGAAGAAGUGCCAUUCAUAUCACUAAAAGACUUUCUGAUGAUGAGCGGGUGUCAUGGGCAGAGCAGCAAUACGAGAAAAAGCGAACUAAGCGUGCCACCAUGACAGACUCAGCAGAGAAUCUUUUCAAUGAUCCUAUGUGGAAUCAGCAGUGGUAUCUGCAAGAUACAAGGAUAACUCCAUCCCUUCCCAAACUGGAUCUCCAUGUUAUUCCUGUAUGGCAAAAAGGGAUUACAGGCAAGGGUGUUGUCAUCACAGUAUUAGAUGAUGGCUUGGAGUGGAAUCACACUGACAUCUACACUAACUAUGACCCAAAGGCAAGUUAUGAUUUCAAUGACAACGAUCACGAUCCCUUUCCUAGAUAUGACCCAACAAACGAAAACAAGCAUGGAACACGGUGUGCAGGAGAAAUUGCAAUGCAAGCCAACAAUAGAAAAUGUGGAGUUGGAGUAGCCUACAAUUCCAAAGUUGGAGGUAUACGUAUGCUGGAUGGAAUAGUCACUGAUGCUAUUGAAGCCAGUUCAAUUGGUUUCAAUCCAGAACACGUGGAUAUUUACAGUGCAAGCUGGGGACCUAAUGAUGAUGGUAAAACUGUUGAGGGACCUGGGAGACUGGCACAGAAGGCUUUUGAGUAUGGGAUAAAACAGGGCCGAAAUGGAAAAGGCUCCAUUUUUGUAUGGGCUUCUGGGAAUGGAGGUCGUCAGGGUGACAACUGUGACUGUGAUGGUUACACUGAUAGUAUCUACACUAUCUCCAUUAGCAGUGCUUCUCAGCAAGGCCUUUCUCCCUGGUAUGCAGAGAAGUGCUCUUCAACUCUGGCCACAGCAUACAGCAGUGGGGAUUAUACUGACCAAAGAAUUACAAGUGCUGAUCUUCACAACGAGUGUACAGAGACUCACACUGGGACCUCUGCAUCUGCACCACUGGCAGCAGGAAUUUUUGCUCUGGCUCUGGAGGCAAAUCCAAAUCUAACAUGGAGGGAUAUGCAGCACCUGGUAGUCUGGACCUCAGAAUAUGAUCCACUGGCUGGCAAUCCAGGAUGGAAAAAGAAUGGAGCGGGACUGAUGGUAAACAGCCGAUUUGGGUUUGGACUACUCAAUGCCAAUGCGUUGGUGGAUUUAGCUGAUCCCAAAAGAUGGAAAGGUGUACCAGAAAAGAGAGAGUGUGUUGUGAAGGACAAAAGCUUUGAACCAAGAUUAUUAAGAGCAAAUGAGGAAGUCAUCAUUGAAAUUCCCACAAAAGCCUGUGAGGGUCAAGAAAACUCAAUUGCAUCCCUGGAGCAUGUGCAGCUUGAGGCAACAAUUGAAUAUUCCCGUAGAGGUGAUCUUCAUGUCACCCUGGUGUCUCCAUCAGGGACCAGCACUGUCUUACUGGCUGAGAGAGAGAGAGAUAAAUCUCCCAAUGGCUUUAAGAACUGGGACUUCAUGUCUGUUCACACAUGGGGAGAGAAUCCAACAGGCACCUGGGUAUUAAGAAUUACUGAUGUGUCCAGAAGAAUACAAAAUGAAGGAAGGAUUGUAAAUUGGAAAUUGAUUUUGCAUGGCACUACUACCCAGCCUGAACAUAUGAAGCAGCCACGUGUAUACACAUCCUACAAUGCUGUGCAAAAUGACAGAAGAGGAGUGGAGAAGAUGACAGACCUCAUAGAGGACCACACCACACAGGAGAACCUGAGUGAAAAAAACAAAGUCACAGAAGAUACUAGUAGUAACAGUGACAAAGCAGAAGAUAAAAUCCCAUCAGAGGCUAUGCUACACUUACUGCAAAGUGCUUUUAGCAGACAGAUGGCUGAGAAGCGACUGCCAAAGAAGACUGGAAGUGAGAAGUUAAAUAUUCCAUUUGAACAUUUCUAUCAGGCCCUCGAAAAAUUAAACAAGCCCUCCCAGCUAAAAGACUCAGAAGAAAGCCUGUACAGUGACUACGUUGAUCUUUUUUACAAUGCCAAACCAUACAAGCAUAGAGAUGAUAGACUGCUGCAAGCCUUGGUUGACAUCAUAAAUGAAGGAAACUAAACUAUAGGGUAUGGCACUGAGUUGGAAAUAUUCGUUCUCCCCACCCCACCUCCAUUUUUAUUUUUUUUCAGAAGUCUAUUGUAUGCUCUAGUUGUGUAAUUGCUGCUUUGAUUGCUUCAUAUUUAACACAAAUAUCAAGGAAGGAAAAAAACAGGUGUGGGAGGAUAAGGCAGUAAACUCAUGCUUUUUAGUAAUAGCUUUUUUCAAAGACUUUCUUCAUUACCAUCAGAGUAGAUUUGCCCCCUCAGGCAUGAAAUGCAACAGUAUUCCCCUGAAAAUACUAAUGCUCUAUUUUAAACAAUUUUCACGUUACUUAUUCUUCCACCCUAUUUCCUUAGCAUGAAGUAGGAUUCAAAACCUGAAUUACUAAGCAGUUUUGAACUGAACUGCCAAAGCUUUGGGGAUAUACUCUCAUCCCUGGAAUUGUAAUGAAUGGUGUAGUCUUUCUUAUAUUUGGCAUUUAUUCAAGAUUUAAUACUUGCAGCAAGUACCUCUUCCCUCACAGUUGUUUUUAUUUUUUAUUUCAUUUUUUGUUCCUUUUCCAAACAACAAUGCACUCUUACCCUUCUGUUCUCCUGCAAAGGAGCAGCUGGGAAACUGGAAUUGGAUUGGAGCAUCAGUGAACACUGAUGAGGUUAUUAAUGAUUUAGACUACAGACAGACAUACUCUAAUGUAAAAGAGCUCCAAACAACACAUUCCAGACCAUGGGGAUUCUCACCACCGAACUUAAACUGCCUAAAUGAAGUGCCUGAAUUAUGAGCUUAGUUUUUCUAGGCUGUAUGUAGCUAAUGAAGACAGAUAGCACUUAAGAGCACUUGACUAGUUUUUGCACUGGUUCUGAAUUACCUGCUGGAGUACUCAUUUAUUUUUAUUGACUGGAUGAACUUUGGGGAAACAAUCUCUUACCUUUGGAGCCUCGGUUAGAUUUCUAAAGUUGAGUAAUAUAAAUGCCUCCUAAGAUGUCUACAUCUGCAGCAAUCAGGGCAACAAAGCUAGGAUCAUUUUACCCCUUCCUUAAACUGUGACCAAAGCAGUGUAGAAAGGGAAAUUAUACCAGCAGAGAACAUCUAAUGAGUGCAUUUUGGAGUAUCUGUGGUGAAUUGUAACAUUUCCCAAAUAUCUAGGAAGGUAAGGCAAAAUGAAUUGGGGGGAGGGGGAAGGAGGUGUAUGAAUGAAAAAAUACCCAGGAGAAGGGAGUCAGAAACGGAGGAAGAAACUGCAUGGGUUGUGAAGGAGGGAGAGGAAAAGAAGGAAGGGGAAAGUGAAAGAGGAGGAAACGGAGUAGCUUCGGAGAGCAGGAAGGGCAGGUUGCUGCCUACCUUUAGCAGUCAUAAGAGACUAAAGAUGAAAAGUGAGAUGACAGAGGAAAAUGCAAAAUGGUGAGAACAUGGUGAGACCCUUUCAGAAUAUAAUAAAAGUAGUGAAGGGAGAAGCAGUGUGGCCAGAAAGGUCUAUCACCCUAUCCCAAGUGGAAAAAAUUAUACAUGGUAUCAUAUACAGUAGAAUGAUAUGAAUGGCAUCAUAUGGCAUCUAAUGACAGUUUUCCACACAUACCUCUUUAAAGUUGGAGUCAAGAUUGACUUAUUGUUUUGCUGUUCAUAAUUAAAAACAAACAAACAAAAACAGCAAUGUAUGGCUGGGUGCUCAGAAAUAGGAGAGGAUCUACUACAAGGAAAUGAAGUGUCUCAUUGCAGUGCUAAAGAUAAUCCAAGCAAGUGCUGACUAGGUUUUACUUUUCUCCCUCUUUCUCAUCUACCGUUCAAAUGUAGAAAUGUAGAAAUGUAGACUAGACAUUUUCCAGACAUUCUAGAAAAAAAUGUUCCUUCUUCACUGUCUAUUCCUUAAAAUGAUCCAACUUUCUCUUAAAAAAGAAAUUGAAUAUUUUGUUCAUAAUUCAUCAGUUUGGAUAGAGAUUUUUCAAACUUCACACUAAAUUCUGUAAUUUCUGCUUGAAGGCAACUUUGAAAAUUAUCUUACCAAACUUAAGAUUUAAAAAUCUUUGCAUAUUCAUUUGAUUUUAGUAGGUUCAUGUCUACCUGGGGCUCAGUCUGUGUUUUUGCCAGCUUUAGAUAGAUAUGGCUUAGUUGAUUUGAAGAAUUCUUCCAUAUUUAUACUCCAUGCUACAACAAUAACAACUGCAAGAGUGAAUGUCUCUUAAACUUAAACCGCUUGCUCUCUGCUAAGAAAUUUACUUAGAACAAGAAGUGAAAAAAAAAAGUUACUGAAAUCAGAAAACAUUUUUUUUUAUGUUGUCCCUUCAACACACAAGCUUUCUGGCAAUACAUAACUACUGAACAAGCAGAAUGUUAAAUUGCUGCUACUGGAGCAGUUAGUGAGAGCACUAACUUACUUCCACUAAAAUGUAAUUGUCAGAAUUGGGAGUUUGUCUCUACAAUAAAUAUUCCCAUUUGGUGAGAAAGGACCACUGUUAGUCCUGUGCAGUGAAAUUCAGGGGCUGGUUCUGUCAGAUAGUGGUGGUUUUUGCCAGUUGUCAAUCCAGUACGUUAAAGUGAGGAAAGUACUACAAACACUCAAAUCAGCCUUUGAAAGAAGUUUUCAGAUAUAGAUGGGUGGAAUACAUAGGACUUUGUUUUAAGAUCAGUUCCUAUGUUGUAGCCAAAGUUUCAUAAGAGGACAACUUUAAAGUCUCUCUUUUGAAUGUUUCCAACCCAGAGUAGACUGUACAGGAGUAAAUUAAAUUAUUUUUAUUGUUAGUCUUUCCUUGGUGCCUGUGUGGGUUCUGUGAAAAAUGUAAAAGGAAAAUAAUGUUUUCUCUCAGAAUUUUAAAUUAUAUUUUCUUUACAGGUAUUUAUAAUGUAGCAAAGAUUUUACUGAACAGACAGAAUUUUAAAAGGUAUAAUAAAUUAUAUUGAAGAACCAGAUUUUUCUUGGGGAAGAGACAAUUUCAUCCAAUAAAGGUAUUUUUUAAAAGGCAUGUUCCAACAGCAACUGCAAUAUGUAUGUGAUGUGAUGUUAAAAUUUGUCUACUAGUAGUAUAAUACAGUGUGUUAGCAGAGCUCAGAUUGUGUGGUCUUAACAUUUGUAAAGAAAACAAUAAGAUAAUGUCAAACCACUGCCUUAAAACAACAGGGAAAUACAGUUUAGAAUUGAAAGCAAGAGCUUGAGAAAGUAAUGAGGGGCUGGGUGAAGAAAAUGUGCAAUUAUUGAAUAAGAAGAACCGCAAAGGAUUUCUCCACAAGGAGGAACACUGCACCUUGCACAACUGCAGCUGAAGUGAGGUUUGCUGCUGACAGCAGUGGUAUCAGUGUCUGUCUCCCUGGGUCUGAAACACAGAAUUGUGCAUGUUUCACAUACAGACGUGUCUGAAGCACUAAAAUGACAUAGCAGAGAAGAAUCAGUCAUGGGGGCAAAUUAAAUAUACAGGUCUUCAUUUUCUUGCAUCGAAGUCUUACUAGUUAAAAAUGCCAUUUUUUCCCCACUGCUCACAUUUCAACACAGUAAAAAAGAAGCCCCCAUGUGCUGGCAGUGCCUGUGGAGAAUGGCAUUUCAGGGGGAGAUGUUAGCUGCUCCACACCACAUUGUGCCUCCUGCUCUGUCUGCCCCUCUGCGCCCCGCGGUGGGUGCUCGUGGUCCAGGGACGAGCCAUGCCAUGUUCAGCAUGCAGGUCUGUGGGGACCACCUGGCCUCUGUGCACAGCCUGCGGUGUUGGGUGGGCUGCUCUGGUCAAUGAUGAUGCCCAGAGAGAUGAAGCCACCCCUGCAAAACCCCCUUCUCCCUCUGUUAAGUGUGGUGCCAGGGAGAACACUGCGCAGAGAGGGAUGAGUCUCUGCCUCCCAAAGCCUUACCCUCAUAGGGACUUAGGAAUCGUUCUUAUACUCGCACUGAGUUCACUUAUCGAGUCUUGGGUAACUACUGCUUGCCAAGCAAAACCUGAUUUUUCUGGAUUGUCAAAGUACUACUUGUGCUUUCAAUAAUCUAUGUUUGCAUAGCAGAAAUAUUUUUAGUAAAUGUGAACAGAAAAUACAUUUGUAAGGUAGCAUUAAAGAAUCGUGGAAUCAUAGAAUAUCCUGAGUUGGAAGGGACCCACAAGGAUCAUCGAGUCCAACUCCUGGGUCUCCAAAUGACCACCCAAAAAGUCAGACCAUGUUUCUGAGAGUGUUGACAAAAUGCUUCUCAAACUCUGGCGGGCUCGGUGCCAUGACCACUGCCCUGGGGAGCCUGUUCCAGUGCCCGACCAACUCUUAGUGAAAACAAAGAAAUCUAAAGUCUAUAUUCAUGUAAUAUUAACCUAUUUCCACACUAAACAAUGUGUUUUCUCUUAAUUUGGCUUGAUUUUUAAAUGUCAUGUUGCAUUUGAACUUUCCAAUGUUAGCUGUUUUGAGUUACCAAAGCAGGUAUGUCACAGCCCCAAACUCAGAGAAUAAGGAGUCAAAGACUGCAUCCUCUUUCUUACUUCUCCUGAAGUCAUUUGAAAACAAUCAUAAGCAUUUUCAGUGUAAAUAAAACUAUUU
Molecule: messenger RNA, 6972 nt
Organism: Cygnus olor (mute swan)
Lineage: Eukaryota; Metazoa; Chordata; Aves; Anseriformes; Anatidae
Gene: PCSK1
Product: proprotein convertase subtilisin/kexin type 1
Exons: 14
Coding region: 253-2499 (748 amino acids)
Biological process (GO): protein processing
Cellular component (GO): trans-Golgi network; Golgi membrane
Molecular function (GO): serine-type endopeptidase activity
Source: RefSeq, a predicted model, not a curated record